AUGCAGAAUGGUGAUGGUAUUCAAUUGGGUGAAUUUGUGAUAAGGCUGCUCCUUUAUGUUGAUGACCUCAUUUUGCUUGCUAAUUCCGCCCGUGGUUUGCAAAAGCACUUAUUUGCCCUUGAGCGCUUUUGCAAUAUUGUGGGAAUGCAAGUUAAUAUCAGCAAGACGAAAAUCAUGGUUUUCUCAAGUAGAAGGAAACAAGAGCAACAUAAGUUUUACUUUGAAGGUAGCAUUCUUGAAGAAGUUGCAGAUUACAAAUACCUUGGAAUUCAUUUCAACAAGAGUCUUAGUUGGGAAGGUUGCAGGAAGAAGAGAACUCUAGGCGGCUGGAAGGCACUCUAUGCACUUCAAAAUAGAUGCAAAGAGGCUGAGCUUUGGGAUUGGAAAACCAUCCAAACACUUUUUAGGCUUUUGGUGUUGCCGGUUAUUCUAUAUGGUUGUGAAGUUUGGGCCAGCAGUACCUUAGAUUCUCAAUGGAAGCAAAUUGAGAGAAUUCAAAAACGUUUGAUCACAAGCAAGUUCAAAAUUAAAAGCACGGUCCCAUAUGAUAUCAUGUUAAGUGAAACGGGUGCUGCCCCUAUUGAGGCAGCUGCUAUGGUGCAUCUCAUUAGCUAUUUAAAAAGAAAUGAGCAAAUGGGAGAAGAUAGACGGCCUAAGGUUGUUGUCAACGACACUUUGUGCAAAAGGAAGAAGACAUGGAUGAAACAAAACAUCAAAUGGUUGGAAAAAUGGGAUAUUUAUUUGAACUCAUGCCCCACAAACAGAAGGGAGAUAAAGGUCUUUGUUAUGGAAAAGUUUUACAAGAAAAAUUGGAGUAUUGGGUUAGGAAGGAAGAAACAAUACUAUAUUAAUGAGUUCAACCCCAAUUAUGAUCAUCUUCAAAAAGUCUAUAUAGGGGCUAAUAUAUCAUGGAAGGCUAAAAUUCUAAUCGCACAGCUUAGAACCAACUCUCACCAACUUCGGUGUGAGACCGGGCGGUGGAAAAGGCCAAAAGAGAUUUGGGAAGAAAGAGUUUUCCCAUUUUGCAUCAGCGGGAGUGUGGAAACUGAAAAACAUUUUAUCUUGGAGUGUGAAGCACUUAAAGUCAGCCAAGAGAAGUUUGCCAAUUUCCUAACUGCCAGCACAUGGUAUAACCUAUUCAGCGAGGAGCAUAUCGUAAAGAUGGGUGCUCUCAUCAUCAGCCUGAAUAAGCAGAGAUUGGACCUUAAAAAAACUGAUUCAGCUUGA
This is a messenger RNA of Cryptomeria japonica (Japanese cedar), 1227 nucleotides long. RefSeq lists its product as uncharacterized. The record is from RefSeq and is a predicted model, not a curated record. NCBI's taxonomy places the organism in Eukaryota, Viridiplantae, Streptophyta, Pinopsida, Cupressales, Cupressaceae. Bases 1 to 1227 code for a protein of 408 amino acids. The transcript has a single exon.